Pseudoliparis swirei is the source of this 1017-nucleotide messenger RNA. RefSeq names its product neuronal differentiation 6b (gene neurod6b). Gene Ontology annotation, molecular function: protein dimerization activity. Lineage: Eukaryota; Metazoa; Chordata; Actinopteri; Perciformes; Liparidae. The coding region runs from base 1 to 1017 and encodes 338 amino acids. The transcript has a single exon. The record is from RefSeq and is a predicted model, not a curated record.
AUGUUGACACUGCCAUUCGAGGAACCUCAUUUGAUGUGCGAGUCGCGGUUCGGUGCCAAUUAUCCCCGCGAAGGCGCACCUGAGAGUCUGGAGAAGGAGGAGCACGCCGCAGACAGUUCCAACUCAGACAUGCGGGACGCCGAGGACGACAUCUCCGACAGGGAGGAGGAGGAGGAGGAGGAGGACGAGAGGGAGGGCGACCAGGAUGACGACAUGCUUCCUAAAAAGAGGGGCCCGAGAAAAAAGAGGUCCGGGAAGCCGGAGUCGGACAGGUCCAAAGUGCGGCGCCAUGAGGCGAACACCCGAGAGCGCAGCCGGAUGCAUGGCUUGAACGACGCGUUGGAGAGCCUGCGCAAAGUUGUGCCGUGCUACUCCAAAACUCAAAAACUGUCCAAGAUUGAGACCCUUAGACUGGCUAAGAACUACAUCUGGGCCCUGUCAGAGACUCUGAGCGCGGGGAAGAGACCGGACCUGCUCGCCUUCGUCCAGACUUUGUGCAAAGGAUUAUCUCAGCCCACCACCAACUUGGUGGCGGGUUGUUUGCAGCUCAACGCGAGGAAUUUCCUCACAGACCACAACGGGGAGGUUAUGUUCUCUGGCAGAUCGCCCUACGAUGCCAUGUACUCGUACCCGGCUUCAGACGUGAACACGCCCCCCGGCCACAGCGGGAGCACGUUGGACAGCAGCGCCAAGCCGUUCAGGCACUACAGCUACAACGGCGCGUACGAGCCCUACUACGAGAACCCGUCCACAGAGGGCGGGAGUCCGCAUUUCGACGGCCAGCUGAGCCCCCCGAUGAACUUUAACGGGAUUUUCUCCCUAAAACACGACGAUCCGCCAGACUACGGCAAAGGCAGCCACUACGGCAUGCGCUACUGCAGUGCGCCAGGGCGCGCGGCUCUUGCGCACAACUCCAUGUACCGAGUGUCCCCAGAGGGCCGUUUCCCUUACGAUCUGCACGUCCGCAGCCAGUCCUUCCAAGCACAAGGGGAAGUUAAUGGCUCUUUCCACAAUUAA